Messenger RNA from Verticillium alfalfae VaMs.102, 1590 nucleotides. RefSeq names its product carboxypeptidase. Lineage: Eukaryota; Fungi; Ascomycota; Sordariomycetes; Glomerellales; Plectosphaerellaceae. Gene Ontology annotation, molecular function: zinc ion binding; metallocarboxypeptidase activity. The record is from RefSeq and is a predicted model, not a curated record. Gene Ontology annotation, biological process: proteolysis. Bases 1 to 1590 code for a protein of 529 amino acids. The transcript is spliced from 2 exons.
AUGCGCCUCUCAGCGUCAAUUGCGGCGGGCCUGGCCCAUGUCGGACUCGCAGCGGCACAACUUGCUUACGCUGACAACCAAGUCACGGUGCUUCAAGACGAGGACCAUGUCGCGACCAACUUUCCCGAAGUCGAAGGCAUUGAGCUCUUCUCACCGGCCUUCGUCAGUCCAGACACCGUUCCCGAAGCCUUCGCCAAUGGCACGAGCGGCCCCACGGACGAGCUGACGAUGGAUCACUUCCUCCGCACGCUCGCCGCCCGCAACGACUACAUGACAUACCACAACCCUUCCUUCCAGUCGGAAGAGGGCCGCUCACUGCCGUACAUCUAUCUCUCAACCUCUGAGAAGCCGGGCAGGAGUGGCAGUCUCAAGAGCUACGCCAACAGCACGCGGUCGAACGACAAAGUCCGCAUCUGGAUGCAGGGCGGCGUGCACGGCAACGAGCCGGCCGGCGACCAGGCGCUGCUGGCGCUCCUCGGACAAUUCGACGCCAACGCGACGUGGGCUGCCUCGAUCCUGGAACACCGCUACCUCGCGACCUCGUUCGACCCAAACCGAGACCACACCAAGCUCGCGCGGCAGCAGACGCGCGACAUCAAGAAGCUCGUCAUGGACUAUGCGCCGCACGUAGGCGUCGACUGCCACGAGUACACGGCGACGCGUGCCUACGGCGCCUCGGACCAGUGGCACGCGGCGCAGGACGGGCAGUUCUCGGCCAUGAAAAACCUCAACAUCCAUGCUGACAUUCGCGAGCUCUCGGAGACGCUUUUUGCCGACAGCAUUGCGGCGGCCAUGGAGAGCCGCGGCCUGCGGUGGAGCCCCUACGUCACAGGCAACGCCGGCAGUGACGACGUCGUGCUCGACGAGACGAGCUCGGAUGCCAAGAUGGGCGACACAUCGGUCGGCCUCAGCCAAGCCGUCAUGUUCCUGACGGAGACGCGCGGCAUCCGUCUCGCGGACCAGCACUGGCAACGACGCGUGGCGACGGGAUUGACGAUGGUGCAGGCACUCGUACAGACGGCAGCUGACAAUGCAGAGCUCGUCUAUGACACAGUCGAGAGGGCACGCGCUGAUUUCAUCUCGAGCGACGAGGCCAUUGUCAUCACGGACUAUGCGAAGGCGACGAACAUUUCCUGGCCCUUCAUCGACGUGACCAACGGCAGCAUUGUCGACGUGCCGGUGACGUUUAUGAACACGACACCCGUGACAGCGAACCUCACGCGGUCGAGGCCGCAGGCGUACGUCUUCUCGCGGGCGUGGCACGACGUCGCCGACAGGCUGCAGGCGGCGGGCGUCGUGGUGGACGUGCUGUACGGCGAUUUUGAGGGCCAAGUCGAGGCGCUCAACGUGACGAGUUCGAUCGUGGCGGCGUCCAAAUACGAGGGCGUCGUGCGCACGACGGUGACGACCGAGUCUGUGAGCAAGGAGGUGAAGAUCCCAGCGGGAAGCUACUGGGUCAGUACGAGACAGAAGAACGCAGCACACGCGUUCAACGUGCUGGAGCCGGAGAACAUUGACUCGUAUGUCACGUUUAACAUUCUGCCGGUGGACGUGGGCGAUGAGUAUCAGGUGUACCGCGUGCCGGUGUGA